Messenger RNA from Poecilia reticulata (guppy), 716 nucleotides. It is a transcript of the gene cox20, whose product is annotated as cytochrome c oxidase assembly factor COX20. The record is from RefSeq and is a predicted model, not a curated record. NCBI's taxonomy places the organism in Eukaryota, Metazoa, Chordata, Actinopteri, Cyprinodontiformes, Poeciliidae. Gene Ontology annotation, cellular component: mitochondrial inner membrane; mitochondrion. Gene Ontology annotation, biological process: mitochondrial respiratory chain complex IV assembly.
CUAAGUAUUCUCUGUAUACUUGUUGUUCGACGGCUAUGAAGAAUGGGCGGACAAACUGGCGUAUGCGCAAAAGCAGCGCAGUUACAAAAAUUACCGUUCAGUGUAUUUUCCCACCAAAUCAGCUUCCGAGAAGGAGAGCGAGACUGAACAGUGAUGGCAGGAGAAGAAGGGGCAGGCCAGGAAAAGGGUUUUAAGCUGUUGGGGAUCCUGGAUGUCCAGAGGACACCGUGUGCCAAAGACGCCAUCCUGCAUGGAGCUGGAGGCUCAGUAGCUGCUGGCAUGCUUUUCUUUCUUUCCACCAGUCGAGUGAGGCGCACCUUUGACGUCGGCUUUGCGGGCUUCAUGCUCACCACUCUCGGGUCUUGGUUUUACUGCAGAAUGAACAACGCUAAACUACGAGUGCAGCAGAGAGUCAUACAGGAGGGCAUCCGGAACAAGGUAGUGUACGAGGGAACGUCUCUAGACCCGACUAACAGACCCAGAGCAGACGCUCCAUCUGGCCCCUCGUGACGCCCAGCAGACAGAAUCAAAGCGGACAGACUGCUGCCUCUGUGGGAAGGUUUUAUUUCUGUUGGCUUGGAAGUCUCUCUAAAGUUUCUACUACUGGGGGAAGUGGUCUAUUGAAGCAGAAGUUUUCAAAACUUUUUCCAAUCCAAACAGGAAGCUGCUCUUGAAGUUUAAACUUAGCUUUUUUUUUUUUUUAUCAACUCCAAUAA